AAUUUAUUUUAUAGCUCAGCAAGAUAAUAAUAAUAAUAAUAAUAAUUAUUAUUAGUAGUAUUAUUAUUAUUAUUGUUGUUGUUGUUAUUUAUUUCAGUUGUAAUGUACGGGGUAAACUUUAUUUUAAUCCGUUCAUGAUUUUAUGGAGAUAUUACAGUUACUAUUUUGGGGCAUUUGACUGAAUUAUCUUAAAUGGUUAUCUUCCUCAGCAAACCGCUAUGGGCAUUUGUACGCAGAGAACUGAAGAUAUGGUCAUUAUUUUAAUGUGUAUGUAUACAUUAAUGAAAAUGACAGCACCCAAAAAAAGUAAAGAUAAUAACCACGCAUGCACUUUUUACCCAUUUUAUUAUUAUAUAACCACACUAACACACAAGAACUGCACUAGCCUACUUAAUGUAACAGAAUGAUGCUGAUUAUUAUUAUUAUUAUUAUUAUUAUUAUUAUUAUUAUUAUUAUUAUUAUUAUGCUUGAAAGGUACCACGCUUCUAACAUAAUUUAUAUAUCCACUGUUAAAUUUAAGAAGGUGACUGAAACUUUUGGCUCUGAGAAAAACAAUAGGCUUUGACACGGUUUUGUUUCAUUAACAGUUUAGCAGCUCUGUGUAGAUACAGCGGGUUCUUUACUGUAAAUAAAUAAGCUAAUUUUAACAAGCGUCGGACUUGUUUGUAAUUGUGUAAUGGCAAAAUCAAUUACAGGUGAAGCAUGAAAUGUCUCUGACUUGGUUUAUGGUUCCAACUGUGCACUUAAGUGUUUAGGGAAUGGGAUGAAUAUUAUUUUGUGCAAGUAUCGCAGUCACAUUCUUGAACACAGAGGAUACGCCAACAAAGAAUUCAGUUCUGCUACAUGGAUGUACUUCAAACUGGCAUCCCCUAAUCAACUUUCCCAAACGCACCAUCAGAUGCUAGCUCAAGAUUUCCUGCUCAGAUGGUUUGACCUCAGCAUUGCAGUGGAAACUUCCCUCUUUUAGUCAUUUACUUUUUUGUGUUUUUUUCCUCAUGGCCUACCUACUGGUUUUGGUUUUCUUCCUUGUGGCUUUGACACACGGCACUCCUAAAGAAUAUUCUCAGCAGGGGGAAGGAGCGCUAUUGGACUCCCUGAAACAGCAAGUGGGAUUACUCACUAAUGAAACUAAGAACUACUCCCCACAGGUCCAACCUCCAGGGACAAACCGAAGAAUCCCUCAAAGUAUUAUCAUUGGGGUUCGCAAAGGAGGGACCAGAGCCUUGCUAGAAAUGUUGGACAUCCAUCCCGAGAUUGUAGUGGCCACCACUGAGGUUCAUUUCUUUGACUGGGAUGAGAACUAUGCGAAAGGAUUAGAGUGGUACAAGAACCUGAUGCCUUUUUCUUAUGAAAACCAAAUCACAGUGGAGAAGACACCAGGCUACUUCACUUCAUCCCUGUCCCCAGAAAGGAUUCACGAGAUGAACAGCUCCAUCAAACUUCUGCUGAUUCUGAGGGAUCCCACAGAAAGAGUAAUAUCUGACUACACACAGGUCUAUUACAACCGAUUGGAAAAUCAGAAACCUGUCCAGGUAAUCGAAGAGAUCGUGAUUCGGAACGGGGCACUGAACACAAAAUACAAGGCGAUUCAGAGGAGUCUCUAUGAUGUCCAUAUGGAGAACUGGCUGAAAUAUUUCUCCUUGGACCAAAUUCAUAUAGUAGACGGGGACACCCUGAUUAGAGACCCGCUACCAGAAUUACAAAAAGUGGAAAAGUUCCUCAAUCUGCGCCCCAGGAUAAUGUCUUCAAACUUCUACUUCAAUCAAACCAAGGGGUUUUACUGCAUCCGGAGUGAGGGGCGGGAGAGAUGUUUGCAUGAGUCCAAAGGUCGUCCCCAUCCUAUGGUGAACAGUACCGUGCUGGAGCAGCUGCAAGCCUACUUCAAAGACCACAACCAGAACUUUUAUAGAAUGGUCAACCGUUCAUUUGACUGGCAUUAAAAGAUGGAUGAAUGCUCUGUCCCUCAUUCUCACUCACUUGUGGAGAGGACAAUUUUUGAAACCAGUCCAAAUCAUAAUUUGCUUAUUUAACAAUGUUGGCAAGUGAAAAGGACUUUAUAACUGACAUAUUAAUAAAGGAUUUAGCUACUUUUGAUUAUCUUAGAAGUUGCCUUUAUACAACUUUAGUGUCUUCAGAUAAAUGAAUAUAUAAAUACAGGAUAAAAAAAAGAAAAAAAAUGAAAGGGAAAAAAAUGCUUGAUCAUUAACUAAGUGUACUACUGUACUAUAUGUAAAGAUGCAGCUAUUUGCAUAUGACUUUGUGAAACUGUAUACAACUUUUUUUUUGUCUCUAAUAAUUGUUCUUAAAUAAAUUGUAUUGCUUUAAAUGUA
This is a messenger RNA of Acipenser ruthenus (sterlet), 2330 nucleotides long. RefSeq names its product heparan sulfate glucosamine 3-O-sulfotransferase 1-like. The record is from RefSeq and is a predicted model, not a curated record. Lineage: Eukaryota; Metazoa; Chordata; Actinopteri; Acipenseriformes; Acipenseridae. The coding region runs from base 996 to 1940 and encodes 314 amino acids. Gene Ontology annotation, molecular function: [heparan sulfate]-glucosamine 3-sulfotransferase activity. The transcript is spliced from 2 exons.